UGCCGCGUGCAGAUGGCUGCGGCGGCGCCGCCGCUCGCCGCUCGCCCGCGGCCCUGAGGGGGGAGCCGGUGCCCCCGGCCCGGCCCGCCAUGGAGGUGUACAUCCCCUCCUUCCGCUACGAGGAGAGCGAGCUGGAGCGGGGCUACACGGUCUUUAAAAUAGAGGUGCUAAUGAGUGGAAGGAAACAUUUUGUGGAGAAGAGGUAUAGUGAAUUCCAUGCACUUCAUAAAAAGCUCAAGAAGUUCAUAAGAACUCCAGAGAUCCCUUCAAAGCAUGUGAGAAACUGGGUCCCCAAGGUUCUGGAGCAGCGACGGCAAGGCUUGGAGUUGUACUUGCAGACAGUCAUUUUAGAAAAUGAAGAGCUCCCUAAAAUAUUUCUUGAUUUCCUGAACAUUCGUCAUGUACCUACCUUGCCAAAAGCAGAAAGCUGUGGCUCUUUUGAUGAAACAGAAUCUGAAGAAUCAAGCAAACUGUCCCACCAGCCUGUGCUGCUGUUCCUAAGGGAUCCAUAUGUCUUGCCUAAAGCCAAAGAUGACUUUCCAAACGUAGUUAUAGAAGGCAUUCUACAUGGAAUAUUUUAUCCUCAUUUACUGCCCAGGUAGAAGUGCUGCAUGGCUAGAAGCAGCUGAAUCAAGUCUCUGAGUCAUGUUUAAUGGAAUUAGUAAGAAUGAAAUUCUGUGAUGUGAAAAUUACGCUCAGAAGCAAGAGGCACAACCUCAGCUUAAGUUCAAGCAUUAUACCUUUUUAAAUAAAAUCAAUGUCACUACAAUUGCUGCUUUUAAAAAAAAAAAAAAGAUAUGGAAACAACGGUAUUGAAGUUAUUUAUACCUUCUAUAUAUUGAUAUGCUGUAACUAUUUAACACUAAAAGCUCAAAGUCAUACACUGAAUUACACUAACUUUUGAAAAUAAUUGAAAGCUUUACUAAUUAUUUCUAUAAUUUCUAUCAUAAAUUACACUAAGCCUUUUUGCACCACAAUUUUCCCAGCACAUUACCCAUUGCUGGCAAUGGAUGGAUUAAAAGUGCUGGCACUGAAGAGAGGGAGUGUGUGAAAAAUUGCCCAGAAGAAAAAAAAAAUUAAAAAUUAAAGCAAGAAAAAA
Molecule: messenger RNA, 1099 nt
Organism: Grus americana (Whooping crane)
Lineage: Eukaryota; Metazoa; Chordata; Aves; Gruiformes; Gruidae
Gene: SNX24
Product: sorting nexin 24
Exons: 7
Coding region: 90-602 (170 amino acids)
Molecular function (GO): phosphatidylinositol phosphate binding
Source: RefSeq, a predicted model, not a curated record